GGAUCUGCGAUGUAACGGUGCGGGCCACACUUCGGAAGUUUUCAGAAGGAAAAAGAGCGUCAUGCCAGAGGGGUAAAAAGCGGAGAGGUGGUCGAUUUUUCUUUAUUGGGAUUGAUUUAUUGAUAGGCAGUGAUCAGACGCAUCCGAUUCAUCUGCAGUCCAUGCGCGAGCGAAACGAUCGACUGUAACAACAACAUAUGCUGAAUUUGAGUUGCAAAUCGCUGCGCGCAACCGCUUUGUAAUCGUAUCUCGACUUUGGAAAAAAAUUGCGUACAAACCAGCAAUGGCGCACGUCGUUGAUUCAGGGCCGAAAAACGACUCGGAAAAGAAGAUUGUACCGUCCCAGGACAGUUCAUCGGGAGAAAUGGACGUCCCUAAAAAUAAACUAUUUGAUGCCAAGGCAAUCUUAUGGACUUUUGGCAAAUGUCUCACAGCCUUGUUGCCCGUGUACCUGGCUGGUUACUAUCGGAUGAGCACUAGUUUAGUGGUGUUUGGGAUGAUGGUUUACGCAGGAUGGAAACACACUCGUGAGGCGAAGGAGGCGAGACUGAAGUCUGCAAUAGAGUUAGUCAACGACGAACAGGAAUACAUAUCCUCCAAAUCAUUCAGAAGUAGAAGAGACCUGCCUUCUUGGGUCAAUUUUCCAGAUGUGGAGAAGGUUGAAUGGCUCAACAAGGUUAUUCAGCAGGCCUGGCCAUUUAUUGGUCAGUAUUUAGAGAAGCUGCUGACGGAAACCAUUGCUCCAUCCAUCCGCGGCUCCAGCUCUCAUCUGCAGACGCUCAGCUUCACGAAGGUCGACUUUGGUGGCAAGCCUAUGAAGGUGGUUGGAGUGAAGGCUCAUGCAGAAAAUGAGAAAGGUCAAAUUCUGCUUGACGUUUACAUCAGUUACGUGGGGGACGUCGAGAUAAAUGUUGAGGUGAAGAGGUAUUUCUGCAAGGCUGGUGUGAAGGGAAUACAGCUUCAUGGAAUGAUGCGUGUGAUUUUGGAGCCUCUGAUCGGUGACGUCCCAAUCGUGGGUGCUGUAACCAUGUUCUUCAUUCAAAGACCUAAACUGACCAUCAACUGGACCGGUUUGACCAACCUGCUGGACGUUCCAGGGCUCAAUGUGAUGUCAGAUACUAUGAUCAUGGACGCGAUCGCUUCAUUCCUGGUUCUGCCCAAUCGUCUCACUGUUCCUCUAGUUGCAGACCUGCAUGUUUCUCAGCUGCGGUGCCCUUUACCCAGGGGAGUUGUGCGUAUUCACCUGCUGGAGGCUGAUGGUCUGGCUUCGACGGAUAACUAUGUGAAGGGUGUGAUGGCAGGCAUGUCUGACCCAUACGCCCUGCUCAGAGUCGGGCCGCAAACCUUCAAAUCCCGCCAUCUGGACAACACACUCAAUCCCAAAUGGGAUGAAAUGUAUGAGGUCAUUGCUCAUGAGGUGCCUGGUCAGGAGCUAGAGGUGGAAGUGUUUGAUAAAGAUCCUGAUCAUGAUGAUUUCCUGGGCAGGACAAAAUUAGAUUUGGGGAUUGUGAGGAAAUCUAAAAUAGUCGAUGAGUGGUUCAAUUUGAAAGACACCCCUUCAGGACGGAUUCAUCUCAGACUUGAGUGGCUGACACUAGAAGCCGACACAGAAAGACUAGAAGAGGUUAUGAAGAGAAAUGAAAGUGUGGUGAGUCAAACAGCAAAGCCUCCCUCAGCAGCCAUCUUGACAGUGUAUCUGGACAAGGCUGAGGCACUUCCUAUGAAGAAAGGCAAUAAGGAUCCCAAUCCGAUCGUUCAGAUCUCAGUGCAAGAUGUUACUCGUGACAGCCGGAUUUGCUGGAAUACGGUGAACCCCCAGUGGGAGGACGCUUUCACUUUCUUCAUCAGAGAUCCAAGCAAACAGGACAUUAGCAUACAGGUGAAGGAUAAUGACCGUGUUCAGGUUUUGGGAAGUCUGUCCAUUCCUGUAUCCCGUCUUCUCUCUUGCCAAGAUCUGACUUUGGAUGAGUGGUUUAAUCUGAAGAAUUCUGGUCCAGAAAGCCGCAUCCACAUCAACACAGUCCUCAGGGUGCUCUGGUUGGAUGAAGCCGCCGCAACUUCCUCUCUCCUCUCCAGUGACCCUCUUUCCAAGAGUUCAUGUCCACAGAAGACGACGCCCCAUUCCAGCUUCGCCACUGAGGGGAUAUUGCGUAUCCACCUUGUGGCGGCUCAAAAUCUGGUCGCCAAGGACAACAUGAUGGGAGGGAUGGUGAAGGGCAAGAGCGACCCGUAUGUCAAGAUCCAAAUUGGAGGUGAAACCUUUAAGAGUCGAGUGAUCAAGGAGAACCUCAGCCCCACCUGGAACGAGAUGUAUGAGGUGGUUUUGACGCAGCUUCCUGGUCAAGAGUUGACGCUGGAAGUUUUUGAUAAGGACAUGGACAUGAAAGAUGACUUUAUGGGCAGGCUGAAGAUGAAUCUGAGUGACAUAAUCAGCUCUCAAUACAUUAAUGAAUGGUUUACUCUGAGCGAUGUUAAGCGUGGCCAUGUUCAUCUCGUUCUUGAAUGGCUGCCCACUGUAACACAACCAGAGAAACUACAGCAGGUGUUGCAGUACCAGUCAAAGAGCUCAUACCUGAAUAAAAGCGUGCCGACUGCCGCUCUCCUGUUUGUGUAUGUGGAGCGCGCACAUGAGCUUCCUUUGAAGGAGAGUGGAAAGGAACCUAAAGUUGGAGCUGAGCUGAUUUUGAGGAGAACGUCUCAUAGAACCACGGUAUGCGAUCGCACCAGCUCUCCCCAGUGGGACGAGGCAUUUCACUUUCUGGUUCAGGAUCCAUUGAACGAAGACCUUGUUGUGAAGUUGACCCACAACUGGGACUUCUCUCUGGGAUCUGUGGUGAUUCCCGUCAGAGAGCUUCUCUCGGAGCCAGAUCUGAUGCUGGACCAGUGGCUCGAUCUGGAUGGAGCAUCAUCCCAGAGUCAGAUUCUACUCAGAGCUCAGCUGAAGAUUCUUUGCCCUAAAGAGACAGAGAGCUCUGAAGACCGUGAGGAACCUCAUCGUCCUGAAGCGUCCAGCAUUAGAAGAAAACAGGAGGAGGAAUUAGUGCAGAAGUCUAGCUUUGAGGAGGUCCCACCAUCUCCUGUCAGCAGGACUUCCUCUGUGUCAGUCCCAGAAGAGGAAGAUGUCCCAAAGGUCACAGACGUUUCCAGUUCAGAUGACCUUCGGCCCUUGCACACCAGCCCUGACCCCAGCUUUGGUGCUGAGGGCGUGCUCCGCCUCCACCUGCUGGAAGCUGAAGAUCUGGUCGCAAAGGACAACAUGAUUGGUAGGAAGGGGAAGAGUGACCCGUAUGUCAAGAUCCUUAUCGGAGACACAGUCUUUAAGAGUCAUGUGAUCAAGGAGAACCUCAACCCCGUCUGGAACGAGAUGUAUGAGCUGGUUAUGACCUCCAGGUCGACCUCUGAUGUCCUCGUGGAGGUUUUCGACAAGGAUAUGGACAAAGACGACUUUUUAGGGAGGGUGAAAAUCAGCUUACAGGAGAUCAUUCAGUCUCAGCUGACUGACAAAUGGUUUUCUCUGAGUGACGUCAAACAUGGCCGGGUUCAUAUGAUUCUGGAAUGGCUGCCCACAGUCACACAACGUGACAGACUACAAAAGGCUCUGCAGUUACAGUCCGAGCAUUCGUACCAGAACAAAUCUGUGGCGUCAGCAGCUCUGUUCUUCAUCCUCUUGGAGAGAGCUCAUGACCUGCCGCUGAAGAAGAGUGGAAAGGAGCCUAAAGCUGCUGCAGAGCUGGUGCUGGGUGACAUUUCUCAUAAAACCAAGGUGUGUGACCGCUCCACGUCUCCUGAGUGGAGUGAAGCUUUUCACUUCCUCAUUCACAACCCUACAGAGGAAAUUCUUAUUAUAAAGCUUUCAAGUGCCUUUGAGCAGCCCUUAGGCUCUGUGGUUCUACCAAUCAGAGAGCUGCUUUCAAAACCAGGUCUACUGAUGGACCAGUGGUUGAGUCUGGAUGGAGCAGGUCCUGACAGUCAGAUUCUGCUGAGGGCACAACUUAAGAUUUUGGACUCAAGUUUGGAUACAAGUGUCCUUCAUCGUAAAAAGCCUGUUGUUGGAGAAGAGCAUUCAGUGAGUGAACAGCCUGAAGAAAAAGCACAGUCACUGUUGAUCAUGAAAACACAGCUUGACACUGAGGAUCUCAGCAAUGUUGCUGAUUCCACUUCCAGUGAAGGUGGAUAUAUGGAACCAGUCAAAACAUUUGGAUCACCACAUGAAGAGCAAAAACACAUGGAAAAACCAAAGGAGCAGUCUCCCAAGAAGGUUUCUCCCAGUGUCCCUGCAGAGGAGUCAAAAGUCUCUAGCUCCACAGACGUACGACCCCAUAUUACGAGCCAUGACCCCAGCUUUGGCACCAAGGGGGUGCUGCGCAUCCAUCUUUUGGAAGCUCAGGAUCUGGUAGCGAAGGACAACAUGAUGGGAGGGAUGAUGAAGGGCAAGAGCGACCCGUAUGUCAAGAUUCAUAUCGGAGACACAACCUUUAAGAGUCACGUGAUCAAGGAGAACCUGAACCCCAUCUGGAACGAGAUGUAUGAGAUGGUUCUGAGACCUGAUUAUAAUCUAGAUGUGAAGUUUGAGGUCUAUGAUAAGGAUUUUGAAUCGGAUGAUUUCCUUGGAAGGUUUAAGCUCAAACUUGGCCAUAUCAUCAGUUCCCAGUAUGAUGAUGAAUGGUUUACUUUGAAUGAUAUAAAACACGGUCGAGUCCAUUUGGUCCUGGAAUGGCUUCCCACCUCAACACAGCAGGAUAGACUGGAUCAAGUAAUGCAGAUGCAAAGCUCUCAGACCUACCAGAACAAGUGUGUGCCGUCAGCAGCGUUGUUGUUUAUUUAUUUAGAAAGAGCUCAUGAUCUUCCUUUGAAGAAAAGUGGAAAGGAACCCAAAGCUGCUGCUGAACUUGUACUUGGAGCAACAUCUUAUAAAACCAAGGUGUGUGAUCGAUCAACUUCUCCUCACUGGAGUGAAGCAUUUGACUUUCUGGUUCAUGACCCCAAAAAGGACAUACUUGUCAUUAAGAUCUCAAGCGCCUGGGACCAAUCCAUGGGCUCUGUGGUUCUACCAAUCAGAGAGCUGCUCUCAAAACCAGAUCUACUGAUGGACCAGUGGUUGAGUCUGGAUGGAGCUUCACCAAAGAGCCAGAUCCUACUCCGAGCACAGCUGAAGAUCUUGGAUUCAAAAAUGGCUGCCUUAAUAGCCAUGGGUUCAGGUCCUGUGUUGAGUAAUAAGCAGACGGCCACCACUGGUCACAUUAAAAUCUCCCUUUCCUUCCAGAAGAAGUUGACCGUGAUCAUCCAUGCAUGCAGGGGUCUGGUUACAUCAUCUAAGGACAGCUUAGACACCUAUGUCUCCCUCAUUCUGCUGCCGGAUAAAAGCAAGGCCACCAAAAGAAAGACAAGUGUGAAGAAGAAAAGUCUGAGCCCAGAGUUCAAUGAAAGGUUUGAGUUUGAUAUGAGUGUGGAGGACGCUCAGAGACGAGAGCUCAGCAUCUGUGUGAAAAACGCAUCCUCAUCCUUCAUGAAUCGAGACAAAGACUUGAUCGGCCAGGUGCAGAUAGACCUGGGACAUGCUGACUUAAUCUCUGGAGUCACAGAAUGGUUUGAUCUAAAAGAAGAGCAGAACUAAUUAACACAGUGCUCUUAAACCUCUUCCUGAAGUUCAGCAGGUUAACUCCGCUGUCGUGUAUCGCUGCCAGUGCUUCCCUUCCCUCUUUAUUACUUCA
Molecule: messenger RNA, 5711 nt
Organism: Carassius carassius (crucian carp)
Lineage: Eukaryota; Metazoa; Chordata; Actinopteri; Cypriniformes; Cyprinidae
Gene: esyt1b
Product: extended synaptotagmin-like protein 1b
Exons: 51
Coding region: 284-5614 (1776 amino acids)
Biological process (GO): lipid transport
Molecular function (GO): lipid binding
Source: RefSeq, a predicted model, not a curated record